Messenger RNA from Sesamum indicum (sesame), 1430 nucleotides. RefSeq names its product RAS associated with diabetes protein 51 (gene RAD51). The record is from RefSeq and is a predicted model, not a curated record. NCBI's taxonomy places the organism in Eukaryota, Viridiplantae, Streptophyta, Magnoliopsida, Lamiales, Pedaliaceae. Gene Ontology annotation, molecular function: ATP-dependent DNA damage sensor activity; ATP binding; single-stranded DNA binding. Gene Ontology annotation, biological process: mitotic recombination-dependent replication fork processing; double-strand break repair via homologous recombination; DNA strand invasion. Gene Ontology annotation, cellular component: condensed nuclear chromosome.
UGAUCUGAAUUUGCAAUUUUCCCCUCUGCUUUUGGCGCCUCUCCAAACACUUUCAAAAACCUGUCUCCCUCUCUCUCUCUCUCUCUCACACACACACACACACACACACGCACACUCUCUUUCUCUCUCUCACACACACAGAGAUACACUCAUUGACACACAGGGACGCCAUUGAUGGAGCAGCAGAGAAAGCAAGUGUUGCAGCAGGAGCAACAGGAGGAACUAGAAGAUGUUCAGCAUGGCCCUUUUCCUGUUGAGCAACUUCAGGCAUCAGGCAUUUCUGCCCUUGACAUUAAAAAGCUCAAAGAUGCUGGCUUGUGCACUGUAGAAUCUGUGGCAUACUCUCCAAGGAAGGAGCUUUUGCAAAUAAAAGGAAUUAGUGAUGCAAAAGUAGAUAAGAUUAUCGAGGCAGCUUCAAAGCUGGUGCCACUGGGCUUUACAAGUGCCAGCCAACUACAUGCUCAGAGGCUUGAAAUAAUUCAAAUAACUUCUGGGUCAAAGGAACUUGACAAAAUUUUAGAAGGAGGAAUUGAAACUGGGUCUAUAACUGAAUUAUAUGGGGAGUUCCGUUCUGGAAAGACUCAACUAUGCCAUACACUCUGUGUCACUUGCCAACUCCCAUUAGACCAAGGUGGUGGGGAGGGAAAAGCUAUGUACAUUGAUGCAGAGGGGACAUUCAGGCCACAGAGACUACUACAAAUAGCAGACAGGUUCGGGUUGAAUGGUGCUGAUGUUUUGGAGAAUGUGGCCUAUGCUCGAGCAUAUAACACUGAUCAUCAAUCCAGGCUGCUGCUUGAAGCUGCGUCCAUGAUGGUGGAAACCCGGUUUGCUCUCAUGAUAGUAGAUAGUGCUACUGCUCUUUAUAGGACAGAUUUUUCAGGAAGGGGAGAAUUAUCAGCGAGGCAAAUGCAUCUCGCAAAGUUCUUGAGGAGCCUACAGAAAUUAGCAGAUGAGUUUGGCGUUGCUGUUGUUAUAACCAACCAAGUAGUUGCUCAAGUGGAUGGCUCUGCCAUUUUCGCUGGGCCACAAAUCAAACCCAUUGGUGGCAACAUUAUGGCCCACGCUACUACAACGAGGCUAGCUUUGCGGAAAGGCAGAGGAGAGGAGCGAAUAUGCAAAGUAAUCAGUUCUCCAUGUUUGGCUGAAGCUGAAGCAAGAUUUCAGAUAUCCGUAGAUGGCGUAACAGAUGUGAAGGACUGAUUACUAUUAGCCUGAAAUUUUCAGUAAAAUUUUUGUUUUGCACAAGUAGCUUUAGCUUAGAUCUUUCAAGAUCUUCUACUCAUGAUGAUGGGCUUUGUCUCUGUUUCAAACAAACUGGGAAGGAAAAUCAAAUUUUCCUGCUUGGAUAAAAAAUUUUGUUGUCAUCAAUGUAGCAUAUUGUUUGAUGUACUGUUUUAUAAAAGCUUGGAGAGAACUCCUCUCCUUUUGAG